GGAGAUGGUGAUGGAUUCCCUUACUCCGGCACCUGCUACUGAGGCUACCCUUGCUCCGGCACCUGCUGCCGAGGCAUCUUCUCAUCCACCACCUCCUCAUGAGGAGGACUGGAUGAAAGAAGAACGAGAGAAAGGUCGCGCACUCAAGCUAUAUCUGUCCCAGUUGGAUCCCGAUGAAUGCUUACGAUCUGUGCAGUCAACGCUAGCGGAGAUGGCGAAAGAUUCUCAAAUGGAUACCAAGUCUGCUAAACAAGCUGUGGAGAAAAGAUGGAUGGAUACUGUUACGACUACUGACCCAGAUAUCUUGAAAGCACGCUAUCUCUUUGAAAGACUUGUGGAGAAGAGAGAAACAAUUGAGAAUGGAAUGAAAUGGAUGCGAAAAGAGGUUCUUCAAGCUUUCAGAUCCUAUAUAUCAUUAGCUGGUUAUAAUAAAAAUUUUGAGUAUGAUUUUGUGAGGCUUGACUUCCAGUGUCUCAUAUAUGGCACCUUAUCAAAAUCAUACCAUCACUACAAUUUUACUAUGAGGACAAGACUGUCUCGGUCAAAGCCAUGGACCUACCAGCAGUUCUUUGCUGAAGUCAAGCCCACAGAGAAUGGAACAGAAUACUUUUGCUGCCCACUGCAGGCUAGUGAAGAUGGUCAUUGCUUUGGAUGCCGGAAGGUUGGUAUUUCUCUGAGACACCCCGAGAGUGGCGGCUACGAGAAGGGUCAUCCAGGCUCUGGAUUUACAUUUGACACUGAUAGUGAGGGUAAUGAUUGACGACUAGUGGAUUUCCUUAUGUGGGUGCUUCAUCGAGCUCGCUUCUCCACUGGAAUCACGUCGGCGCAACAUGAUGGAUGAGUUUUAGGUCUGGACUUUGAUGCUAUAUAUGAUUCGUGAAUAUGCUGUGUUUUUGUGUAACAUGUCGUAUGACUUUUUGGUCUUUCUAGUUAUUGCCAACUUUAUACAUCAAACAAA
Lolium perenne is the source of this 958-nucleotide messenger RNA. The record is from RefSeq and is a predicted model, not a curated record. Lineage: Eukaryota; Viridiplantae; Streptophyta; Magnoliopsida; Poales; Poaceae.